ACGUGAGGUCAUGGCCACGGAUUCGCACGAUCACCAAUGGCUUCCGCGUUUGUGAAGCUUCCUGACAAUCCUAUAAAUCAGCCCAGGUUUACUCUUCGGAGCCGAGUCGCUCUUUCAGUCGUAGAAACUACACCUAUCUGUACGGAAUACAGAACGCAGUCGCGUUUUCACGGGCGAUCCUGUAACUCUCGUUCGUCAGGAUGGCUGCCGUAGCAGAGGGCAGAGAAACGGUGGUUCAAAAGGGUUUGUCGGAGUGGUGGGGCGAGGAGACAGAGUACGUAUUGCAGAGGAUCGAGCGUUGGGCGGCUUUCGCCCGCGGUUACAAUCGUCUACGAUCGCAGAGGUGGUCCAAGGAUCGGCAACAGGCGCACGAACAUUAUCAGGACUCUUCGUGGAACGUGUUGACCCGGAAAUCGAGCAUCGACGAAACGACCUGUCCGUCGCGGUUCCACAAUCUCGAGCGAUCUCGACGGAAAGCGCAGCCGGAGGAGACCAAGAUCAACUGCUGCGGCACUUUCAACUAUCAGUCGAACAGCGAGCUGGACAGCAACUGCUUGGAGACGUACCGGUACGACCAUAGCAUCUACUUCAAGACCAUCGGUGACAUCAGGAACGACAGGAGGGACGUCGGGAACUGCGACGUGGACAGAGUGUCCAUCAGCAGCGAGGAAUUAGUGGAGUGGGAUGCCAGCUCUCUCACCGACCUCUUAGCCGACAAACCGAUCGCCGAGGAAACUUACAACAACAAUUAUCUAGACAAUAGCACCGUUCCCGAAACCGUUCUCGAGAUGAAAACGAUCCGGACAACGCAGAACGUUUGGCCGAUCGUGGAUCUGACUAAACUUAAUAUGAAUUUGACGGACUCUGAUGAAUCGCGACUGCCCCGUUCGAUUAAUCAGAAUGAUCGACGAAGAUACGAAGAACAACAGGAGAACAACAAUGUAGAGACUCCGAAAGUGGAGCACGCGGAUUCUAAGACGUGGAGGAAUAAGGAGGAUCGGAAGGACGAGGUUCCAAAGAUCUUGAGAGAAUGAAAAGAUUUCGAAUGUUCUGGAAGACAGGCCGAUC
This is a messenger RNA of Odontomachus brunneus, 1068 nucleotides long. RefSeq lists its product as uncharacterized. The coding region runs from base 201 to 1034 and encodes 277 amino acids. The record is from RefSeq and is a predicted model, not a curated record. NCBI's taxonomy places the organism in Eukaryota, Metazoa, Arthropoda, Insecta, Hymenoptera, Formicidae. The transcript has a single exon.